Messenger RNA from Chelonoidis abingdonii (Abingdon island giant tortoise), 3429 nucleotides. It is a transcript of the gene ACBD5, whose product is annotated as acyl-CoA binding domain containing 5. Gene Ontology annotation, biological process: fatty acid metabolic process; pexophagy. Gene Ontology annotation, cellular component: cytoplasm; peroxisome. The record is from RefSeq and is a predicted model, not a curated record. NCBI's taxonomy places the organism in Eukaryota, Metazoa, Chordata, Testudines, Testudinidae. Gene Ontology annotation, molecular function: fatty-acyl-CoA binding.
ACUACGUUUCCCAGAAUGCCUCGGGGCGGGGGCAGGCAGAAGGCUGAGCUGGGACCCGCUGCUGGGAGACAUUACAAGAGGGCCUGAUCCCUGGGCAGAGUUGGAUGCAGGCGCCUCGGGGAGGGGAAGCUGCUGCUGCUGCGCGGUUCCAGCUGACACAUCUCGGGCCCGGCUGUGGCAGAGGAGAAGGCGGGGGGCAUGGCGGAGACCGGCUCGGUGCAUGAGACCAGGUUUGAGGCGGCCGUGAAGGUGAUUCAGAGCUUGCCCAAAAAUGGUUCAUUCCAGCCAUCGAAUGAAAUGAUGCUCAAGUUCUAUAGCUUUUAUAAGCAAGCAACCCAAGGACCCUGUAACAGUCCAAGACCUGGAUUCUGGGAUCCUAUUGGUAGAUAUAAAUGGGAUGCUUGGAGUGCUUUGGGGGAUAUGCCCAAAGAAGAAGCCAUGAUAGCGUAUGUAGAAGAAAUGAAAAAGAUUCUUGAGAGUAUGCCAAUGACGGAGAAAGUUGAAGAAUUACUACAAGUGAUAGGCCCAUUCUAUGAAAUAGUAGAGGAUAAAAAGAACAGAGGAUCUGGCCUAACAUCAGUCCGACUGGAGAAAGUUUCUAAAUAUUUAGAAGACCUUGGUAAUGUUAUGACUUCCACACCAAAUUCAAAGGCCGUGAAUGGUAAAGCUGAGAGCAGUGACAGUGGAGCAGAAUCGGAAGAGGAAGAGGGUCAUGAAGAAGAGGAAAAAGAAAUACAACAAAGUGAAAAAGACUAUAAGAAUGUAAAGCAGGACUCAGCAGCAUCUAAGGAUUUGGAAAGUAUUGUCACUAAUGGCUGUUAUAAGGACAACUUUGUUCCAGAAAUGCAGAAUGGCAUCCAGACUAAAUCUGCCCUGAAUGGCUUAAAUGUAGAGGAAGAAAUAACGAAAGUGGAGCAAAGCCUAGCACUAACGGGAAAAACUAACAACAGUGGUCACCAAGGUUCAAAUGAAGACAGUGUUGAAGAGGUCUCAGGAAUUCAGCACUUGACAAGUGAUUCAGACAGUGAAGUUUUUUGUGAUUCUAUGGAACAAUUUGGACAAGAAGAGCCCUUGGAAAUGAUUACAUCAGCCAAAGGACCUUUACAGCAUUCAUCCCAUUUCUUGGAAGUAGAUCACAGUCAUCUGUUGGAAAAUGCUGGUUUUCCUGAACAUGCUCACCUGCCCUCUGAAAAUUUUAGAGUGGAGGAUAUAACAGAAGCAGCAGUUGAAGGAAAAGGUGAAGUCAAGUGUGGGGGAGAAGAUGGCAAAAGCAGCGAUGGAGGCCCUCACAAAGAGAAGAAAGGCGGAGAAAAGGUGGAUUUCCAUGGAGUCAGAAGAGGGAGAGGGCAUAGGAUGCAGCCUCUGGGUGAUGGUGCUCAAGGUGGACAGAUGGGCAGUGGAGGGGAUGGAGAACGCUGGGGGUCAGACAGAGCACCAAGGGGCAGCCUCAAUGAACAAAUUGCAGUAGUGCUCAUGAGGUUACAAGAAGACAUGCAGAACGUCCUUCAGAGACUGCAUACACUGGAGGCACUGACAGCCUCCCAGGCAAGAUCUGUGACGCUACAGUCAAAUUUACAACCUGCCUCAUCUGUUAAGAGACCAUUGUGGUGGCCCUUUGAUAUUUCUCCUGGCACUUUAGCCUUUGCUGUUGUAUGGCCCUUUGUUGCCCAGUGGUUGGUGCAUGUAUACUUUCAAAGAAGGCGAAGAAAAUGAACUGAGAACUUAAUUUUUGAUUUUGCUUAAAGACUACUGGGACUGGGACAGCCUGGAGAGAGAAGGAAUUCAGAAUUCACAUGAGAGCCUCCGGAUCUGUGAUGGCUAAAUCUUCCUUCGGUUGUAGUAAUUUAAUUUUUUGCAUUACCUGGGAGCUAACUACUUAAGGACUAACAUUACUGAUACUUGAAUGAUCCACUGCUCCUAGAUUACAAGUAAAAUAAAUAAUUAUCCCAUCCUCAAACCAUAUGAACAUUAAAUUAUUAAUCUUUUGAAAUGGAUUUCUGGCUGGGUAUUCUGUAGAUAUGACUGAUUUUUUUUUAUGGCAAUUAAUAAUGAGGGGGAUGUCAGCUUUGUAAAAAGAAAAAAAUCCUGUAUAUAUGGAAUAGAAAAUUGUAAAACUCACUUUAACAUUAGGAUGAUUUUGCAAUUUCAGUAAUUCAGAUUUCUUUCAUGUUACAUACUGUGCGAUAGAAGCAGUGACUGGGAAGACAGUAUAAGUCCUGUGCGUACAUUAUAAGGUGGCUGAAAGGCUGCAUGUAAUGUUGUAGCUUUGAAGGGCUCAACUGGUCUAUUUUGCUGCUAGACAGAUGUGGGGUACAUUUCUUUGUACAUCAGCCAUAGGUGGAAUCAAAUAUUUGACUGAAUAAUCCUGCCAUUCAUUGCACUAUAUGUAAACCAAAACCACUUUAGCAUCUUGCAUGUUAGAGACACAGUAGUAACAUGGGGAUUGUUGAUUAUAACGUUGAGAGCAGUGUAUGGUGUAAAGGAGCCAUAGAGAGAAGCUGCGCUGAAUAAUACUUUUCAUUCAUAUAUCUUUCUCUACUGCUAACUGGUUUCAUUUUAACUGAGACAUGAAGUUUAUGCACAUAGUGCUUUAAAAUACAAGAUGAAAACUAGCUACACCCAAUAUUUGUAAGAUUUUACAAAGUUUAGUCCUGUGUAAGCUAUUAUUUUAUGUAGUAGUUAUUUAAAGGAUAGAUGAAUUAAUCUAGCCCCAACAUCUAUGUGGCCUUUUCCCACCCCAAAACCUACUGGUGAGAAAACAUCUGUUUCCAUAUUUUCCUUUUAUCCUUCCCAGUGCAUUCAAAUAUUUUCCAAAAUGUAUAUGCUAAUUUUGGUGCUGAUUAUCCUUUCCAGUGGUAUUUAUUCAUAUAUAGAAAUUUUAUCAGUAUAAACAUGAAUAUAUUACAAUCUUGUGAAGUUUGCUUGGUCAAAGUAUGCUUUGCAGUUUGAUUUUUUUAAAAAAAAAUGUAUCUAAGUUACAUAGCCUAGAUCUAUGAGAAGGUGAGCAGUAUAUUAAGAUAUUUUCUGCACAAAGUAAGAAAUCAGACCUAGAUAGUAAAAUGGUUGCUUUGCAUCUGCAAUGAAGAAGAAAAAUUCCAUUAUGCCAUAACUUACAUUUAAAAUAUGAAUCUUAAACACUUUUUGCUGUCUCAUUCUUUAGUCAGAGUGAUACAUUACAAAUAAUUCAUGGGAAAUGUCUCUUGGGAUAAGACAUGCUGUAAGGUCUCUUAUUUUAUAGUUUUGGAAAGCACUUCUUUCAUACAAGUUACACUGUAUAAAAUAGAUAUAAUUAUAGGAUUUAAUGUUUCUGCCAUGUUUAACAGAACAUGAUUUUAAUCUUGUCUUUAAAUACUUUAAAAAAAUGUUCUCCCUCUUGAUCUUUGAUGUAAAACUGAGUUACUAAAUAAAGUGACAAGAGAACAGCUCUGA